Molecule: messenger RNA, 1329 nt
Organism: Phodopus roborovskii (desert hamster)
Lineage: Eukaryota; Metazoa; Chordata; Mammalia; Rodentia; Cricetidae
Gene: Cd2
Product: CD2 molecule
Exons: 5
Coding region: 54-1079 (341 amino acids)
Biological process (GO): cell-cell adhesion; positive regulation of type II interferon production
Cellular component (GO): membrane
Molecular function (GO): signaling receptor binding
Source: RefSeq, a predicted model, not a curated record
CAUCCCGUUAGAAAGAAGAACUCAGAAUCACCGCUGGGAAACAGAGUCUAAAGAUGAGAUGUGAAUUUCUAGCUAGCUUCCUUCUGCUUUUCAGCAUUUCCAGCAAAGGGGCUGUCUCCGGAGACAGUAGUAUUAUCUGGGGUGCCUUGGGUCAUGACAUCAACCUGACCAUCCCUAACUUUCAAGUGACUGACACUGAUGAAGUCCGAUGGGAAAAGGGGCGAACGCUGGUGGCAAAGUUCAAAAAGGAGAUGGAACCUUUUCUGCUGUCAGAAGCAUUUGAGAUCUUAACGAACGAAACCUUGCAAAUAAAGAAACUGAAGAGAGACGACAACGGCACUUAUAAUGUGAUAGUGUAUGGGGCCAACGGCAGUAGCAAGCUGCAGAAAACAUUCCACUUGAGGAUUCUAGAGAGGGUCUCAAAGCCAGAGAUCUACUGGGAGUGCAGCAACACAACUCUGACCUGUGAGGUUGAGAAAGGAACAGACCUCGAACUAAAGCUGUAUCGAGGAAAGAAGCAUCUCGUCAGCCUCCAUCAGAAGAUCAUAAGUCAUACAUGGACCAACCUGAAUGCGCCGUUCAAGUGCAAUGCAAAAAACAAGGUCAGCGAGGAGUCCGUCACAGCCAUGGUCAGCUGUUCAGAGAAAGAUUUGAAUUUCUAUGUCAUCGUGGGGUCGUGUGCAGGAGGUGUCCUCUUAGUGGUCCUUGGAGCAUUGCUUAUUUUCUGUGUCUGCAAGAGGAAAAAGAACAGGAGGAGAAAAGAUGAAGAGUUAGAGAUAAAAACCCCCAGAAUGAGCUCUGUGGAAAGGGGCCCGAAGCCACAUCCAGCUCAAGCCGCAGCAUCUCAGAAUCCAGUGGCUUCCCAAGCUCCCCCUCCACCUGGCCAUCAUCUCCAGACACCUGGCCCUCGUCCUUUGCCUCCGAGCCACCGAACCCGUGAUCACCAGCAGAAGAAGAGACCUCCUCCAUCAAGCACACAGGCUCACCAACAGAAAGGCCCUCCCUUGCCCAGACCUCGAGUUCAACCAAAACCUCCCUGUAGGAGUGGAGAAGAUGCUCCGUUGCCACCCCCUAAUUAAAAAGGUGGACUCUGUCAUUUCCUAUAAAAAGCUGUGUGUGUUUCUCCUCUCCCAGUGCACAGGCUCACUCUUCCAUUGAGUGUUUUAUACAAGCAGGACCCAGAUGCCUCCCAAGACUUGCAGGGCACAGUUAGGGUAGUACCUUCUAACACAGUCCUGGGCCCAGGAGAUCUAGUCUCUGGAAUCUGGGGCCUCUUCUUAGAGCUGUCACAUCAGGACAGAGAGGCAAUAAAGAUGUGGAUGUAAGGAU